This is a messenger RNA of Penicillium oxalicum, 1629 nucleotides long. Its product is annotated as snoRNA-binding rRNA-processing protein UTP15. The transcript has a single exon. Gene Ontology annotation, cellular component: nucleolus. Bases 1 to 1629 code for a protein of 542 amino acids. Gene Ontology annotation, biological process: rRNA processing; positive regulation of transcription by RNA polymerase I. NCBI's taxonomy places the organism in Eukaryota, Fungi, Ascomycota, Eurotiomycetes, Eurotiales, Aspergillaceae. Gene Ontology annotation, molecular function: protein binding. The record is from RefSeq and is a predicted model, not a curated record.
AUGGCGGCGCCCGUCCUGCCCCUGCAGCAGGUGAAACUUGCUUCGCUGCCCUCCACCCGCCUGACACCAGAGCAACAAUACUGGCGCACCUUCAAGAAUCCCCUUCUUAUUCCUUCGCCUGCCAAUGGCCCAGUCAAUCUAAUUACACAGCCUUCGGCGCCGUCCUCGCCCGCUGCAUUUCCGUCCCUGACCCAACCGCCAGACGUUUUCACCGUCACCACCGGCGCACGCGUGCAGAUUUACUCGAUUCGUACCCGAAAGCUUCUGCGAACGAUCACUCGAUUCGAUGACACCGUGCGGGGCACCGAUGUCCGCCCCGAUGGGCGGAUUUUUGUGGCGGGUGAUGACACAGGGAAAGUGCAAGUGUUCGACGUCAACUCGCGUGCGAUUUUGAAGACGUGGACGGAUCACAAGCAGCCGACAUGGGUGACCAAGUUCUCCCCCAGUGACCCUACAACACUCCUGUCCGCAAGCGACGAUCGCACUGUGCGCCUGUGGAAUUUGUCCUCGGACUCAAGCGCGCGGACCUUUGUCGGUCAUACCGACUAUGUCCGAAGCGGCUCCUUCAUGCCUGGCUCAAUGGCCUCAUCUGGAUUGCUCGUUUCUGGCUCCUACGAUCGAACUGUCCGCAUCUGGGACCCCCGUGUGGAAGGUCGCGCCGCGAUGACGUUCAAGAUGGGUGCUCCUAUUGAGACUGUGCUACCUAUGCCGGCGGGCACCACGGUUUUGGCGGCCGCGGACAACAAGAUCGGGGUCCUCGAUAUUGUGGCUGGAAAGCCGCUCCACAUCAUUCAAAGCCAUCAGAAGACGGUUACAUCUCUCGCGUUGGCCUCUAAUGGCGAGCGUCUCAUCAGUGGUGCUCUUGAUGGCCACAUGAAGGUCUUCGAGACGACGGGAUGGAACCCUGUAUCGGGGACCAAGUACCCGUCCCCGAUCCUCACGCUCAAGGUGAUCACCUCUGGUCUCGCAUACGAAGAUAGACAUAUUGCUGUCGGUAUGCAAUCUGGUCUUCUGUCGGUCAAGACCCGACUUUCUGGUCAACAGAAAGUUAAGGAGCGUGAACGCCAGAAGGAAAUGCAAGCCUUGCUGGAGGGCAAGUUGGAGGAACACGACCGACAAGUUGCAAAGAAACAGAAACUCCGCGGUUCCGGCUGGGAGAAGCGUCUUCGUGGACGCGACUUCACCGGCGAGGGAGUGGACAUUAUCAUUGAGGGCCAGGACCGCAAGCGACGCAAGAAGGAACAGCCAUGGGAAAAUGAUCUGCGCAAAGGACGCUAUUCCGUCGCACUUGACCAAGUGCUCUCUUCCACCGACAAGACUGCGCAGCUCACCCUCUUCACAGCGCUUCGACACCGCUCGGCGCUGCGUGCCUCACUCAAGGACCGCGAUGAAGUCACUCUGCAACCCGUUCUGCACUGGAUCUACAAACACAUCCGCGAGCCUCGUCUUGUGAACCUGUGCGUUGAGGUUGCGAUGAACCUCCUCGACAUUUAUUCAGGCAACCUCGGUCAGUCUGCCCAAAUUGACAAGCAAGUAGAGCGUCUGCAUAAACGAGUACGGGACGAGGUCGAGAUGGCCCAGCAUGCGUGCCAAACGAAAGGUAUGCUGGAUAUGUUGAAGGUCACCUAA